Messenger RNA from Penicillium taxi, 1536 nucleotides. Its product is annotated as MFS transporter. The annotation marks the transcript as partial. The record is from RefSeq and is a predicted model, not a curated record. Gene Ontology annotation, molecular function: transmembrane transporter activity. NCBI's taxonomy places the organism in Eukaryota, Fungi, Ascomycota, Eurotiomycetes, Eurotiales, Aspergillaceae. The transcript is spliced from 5 exons. Gene Ontology annotation, biological process: transmembrane transport.
AUGGCUCCUAAGUUGCCUGUUCGGCAGCUUUUGAUAUUAGCGAUAUGCCGCUUUUCCGAGCCUCUUGUAUUUACAUCUGUUCUUCCAUACUUGCCUGAACUAUUAGAAUAUGUGGGUGUUGCCAAAGCCGACGUAGCCAAAUGGGCUGGCAUCACCUCAGCAGCUGCAGCUCUGAGCCAGGCCUUCACGGCAGUGUCUUGGGGCACACUAUCUGACUAUGUGGGCCGAAAACCAGUGAUUCUAUUCGGUCUGACCUGCACCAUGGUGCUGUCAGUGGUACUGGGCAUGUCCCAAUCCCUCACAACGGUGCUAAUUUCCCGGACCAUGAUCGGUCUCAUGAAUGGCAACGUAGGUAUCCUCCGCACAAUGGUUGCAGAGAUUGUACCUGAGCGUGAGUUACAACCUCGUGCUUUCAGUAUCAUGCCUACAGUAUGGACAAUUGGCAGUAUCUUUGGUCCGUCUUUCGGCGGAGCUCUGGCCCAUCCAGCAGAGAAGUACCCUAACAUAUUUGGAAGCUCUGAAUUUCUGCGACGAUUUCCAUUCGCUUUGCCAAAUUUAAUUUCUGCUUGUGUCUUCAUUUUCGGGAUCACCGUUGGGUUUCUAUUCCUGCAUGAAACUUUGGAGACGAAGAAGGAUCAGCGGGACGUUGGUCUUGAGAUUGGUAAAGUACUUACGGGCUCGUGUACGUCGCGCAGGAAGGGCGAUCUUGAAAGAAAGGCUGUCGAUGAGGAGAGUGCAAGUCUUCUACCUAAAAGUUCUCUAAAGAGCAGUAAGAAAGAUCAGCCUAUCAAGCGUGUGUCUCACAGCUGGUCUCAGAUCUUUACUUUCCAAUCCAGUAUCAUUCUUGUGGCCUAUACCUUGAUGUCAGGCUUCGGUAUGGCCUUUGACUCUGUGUUUCCUGUUUUCCUGCACUACCCGGUCCAACAGCUACACGAAAACCUUGAUGUGAACCUUCCAUUCAAAUUCGCUAGUGGAUUUGGCGUUGAUUCUCAAACUAUUGGCACAUACUACACCAUCAUUGGCAUAAUCGGCAUGUUCAUUCAGUUCUAUUUGUUCCCACCUGUCGUCAAGCGCUACGGUGUACUGAAAUGCUACCAAGUCUCAGCUAUCUGCAUGCCAAUCAUUUUCCUCCUAACACCCUUCACAGCCCUCGUGCCUGGAGUACUCCGUACUCCAGUCGUGAUAUUUGUUAUGCUCGCUAAGCUCAGCACGACUAUUUUCGGUAUUCCAUGCUGCACCAUCCUCCUGACAAACUCCGCAUCAAGCAUGGCCGUUCUUGGCACUUUGAACGGAGUUGGUACCAGUUUUAGUGCACUAGGUCGUGCUGCAGGCCCAGCAGUUAUUGGGUCUGCAUUCUCGUAUGGUGUCAAGGAGGGCUAUGUACUCUUUCCGUGGUGGUUGCUUAGUGCUUUGGCGCUUUGGGGUAUUCUUCCUGGACUUUGGAUUAUUGAGCAGGAAGGUCCUUCUCGUGCAGUUCUGGAAGAGGAAGAUGCCGAUAUUGAAUAUGGCCAGGGAAAUGAGUCUGAGGAUGGGUAC